UGAGCAAUCAUGCCAGGGGAUUCCUUCCGACUGUCAGGUCUUCUCAUUUCCUCCUCUAGAUCUGCAAGAUAUUCUUCCAUACGAACUCCGCAGCAAGAUGCACGUGUUCCAUCUCCCUUGUCUUCAUCAUGGCAUCAUAGCAGCAAGGGUCUGCAUGAGCUCUCUAUAUCACGGUACCUGCAUGCUUGCGAAGCACAAGAGCCGCUGAAGCCCUGCUGAAAGACAACAAGUCGAACUGACACUUAAGCCACGCGACCAAAAACCGCUUUACCAACAAAUUCGCAUCCAGCCAAGAUGUCUUCCGGCGCCUCUGGCAGCGACGAGAAAAUCUCCGGGGCGAAGAUCCAGCCCCUCGACUCCGAAACCAAGUACAACCAGACCCACGACCUCUCCUCCCGCGGCGUGGCAGGCUCAGACCGCAACAUCGAUCAAAGCCGGAUCGAACCGACCGAAGGCAACCGGGGCCAGUAUCAGCACACCGCGCCUCAUGUGGACAGCCAUGGUGUUGUGGGGAGGGAUGAGGUGGUGAGUGGAGCCAAGAUUGACCCGCUUGUGGGUGAGGUAAAUGAGAGUACGAGGAAGGAACCGGGGUUGGGGGAUGAGGAGGUGGAUGCGGGGAGGAUUGCGCCGUUGGGGGAGGUCAGGGAGGAGAUGAGGUGA
Baudoinia panamericana UAMH 10762 is the source of this 660-nucleotide messenger RNA. RefSeq lists its product as uncharacterized. The transcript has 2 exons. Lineage: Eukaryota; Fungi; Ascomycota; Dothideomycetes; Mycosphaerellales; Teratosphaeriaceae. The record is from RefSeq and is a predicted model, not a curated record. Bases 295 to 660 code for a protein of 121 amino acids.